Messenger RNA from Guillardia theta CCMP2712, 1461 nucleotides. RefSeq lists its product as hypothetical. The record is from RefSeq and is a predicted model, not a curated record. NCBI's taxonomy places the organism in Eukaryota, Cryptophyceae, Pyrenomonadales, Geminigeraceae. The annotation marks the transcript as partial. The transcript has 3 exons.
AUGGCGGGAGACAGGAUAGGAUGCGGCAUACUGAGCUUGACGAAUGAGGCCAGUGCGAUCUACUUUGUCAGGAAUGGGAUCGAGAUAGGAAGAAUGGAUCUAGAUCCUGACAUGUCGUUUCCCUUUGCUACCAUCACCUCCAGUCAUGGCGCCAUGGUCGCCUUCGACUGCAAGCCCUGCCCUCCUCGUCCCGCCCUAUCAGCUUGCCUUCUUCAAACUGCAGGCAUUGAUGUGCUAGACACGGUGACAGGCGAGUGGAGGGCAGGAAAGAAGGUGGGAAAGGAAGGUCCUCGAGGAGUUCCGGUCCUGUUCGAAGGGUCAGAUGUGCUGCAUUAUGCCAAGGCAGGGGAGGUAAAACCUUCAGAGUCAGGAGCUAUAGGAAACAGGAGAGUUUCCUACAUGUAUUGUGGGCUUGUCUUUUUCUUGGAAAAUCCCAAGUUGGUAUCUGUCGGGUCUGCUGCCCUGAGAAUCUCUGCUCCUGGAGUUGUUCUUGACUCUCUCUCCAUCAUGGCUCUUUCAUCUCUGAGUUCUUUGACAAUGAAGAACGUAGAAGUCAGAUGCCCCAACGGCUCCGCAGUCUGCAUCAACGAUACUGGUUGCCAUGGGCUUCAAGUAGACGGCUGCAGGGUUGGACCUUGUGGGAGGCAUGGUAUCGUCUUAAGUUCAUGCGCUGAGGAAAUUAUCGUGAAGAAUUCAACGAUAGAAAAAUGUGCAAUGAUCGGUGUUGCGGCCAAUGAUCAGUGUAAGGCAAACUUUAUGAACUUGAACAUUUCAGGCUGCAACGUUGGUAUCCAUGCUUCUGGGGCAACCUUCAAGGUAUCUGAGACAACCAUCAAAGACUGCAAGGAAUCAGCUGUUCGCGUCUUUUGGAAUCAACCUUUCAAUGCACAAAAAAUCCGCUUGGAGACCUGCACGAUCGAGAAGUGCUUCAGACCGAUCGUGGCCGAGGGGAAGGGGCUCGAGAUCGUUGUCCCCUCCUCUUGCAUCAUCGAAGGCUGCUCGCUCAAGAACGAAACGAAAGGAGGUGCGGUGAUAGACUGGAAGAAUGAUCCCGACCCGCCGGUUCUUGUAGAAGCCUUCACGCCGCAGGACAACUUCAGCCGCUACAUGAAACUGAUGCUGGGCCUGGGAACUGAAGUCUUGGUGAAGGUGCUGAGAAAGUGUUACAAGUCGAGAACAGGCAAGAACUGGAACCACAGGACGGGGCGAGAGAUAGCCUCUCGGAUGAAUGACUACCAGCGAAGUAGAUUGGGCAAAGCCAUGCUUGAGCGGCUGAAGGAAGACGAAAUGGAUAGCUGGGACAUCACGCUGCUCUCAGCUCUUCUGGUGAACAAUCCUGGCUACAUGGACUCGUCGAGCUUGGAACGAGCAGUGGAGUCACUGAGAGAUCAGAGGAACGAGUUUGUUCACUCCGGUAGCUUCAAGGACCUCUCCAUGGAUCACGGCGACUUCCGAUCGAAG